AUGGAGAUAGUAGUGAAACAGUCAGAUGACAUGGGAAGCACAUUGGAUGAACAGAUGCAGACACAGCUUGGGUUUGGAGCCAGCAAGCCUUCAGAUUUCCUGUGGUUGGGUGGCCUCCCUGAAAAUGUCACUGAGGAAUACCUGAAAGAACACUUUAGUAAAUACGGAGCAGUGAUGCAAGUGGUUCUGGACAAAGAGAAACGAAGGGCUCUUAUUCACUUUGCUGACAGCAAGGACACUAAAACAGCUUUUAGAGAGUCUAAACAAAAGAAGAUUGGAGGAAAAAAAGUUAUGGUCGAUUUCAUUAACCAGGCAGGUCAAUUAGCUUUUCUUUUGACUAUGGAAGAAUCUGGACAAGACAUUAGUAAUGCAAAAAGCUUACUAGAAAAACUGCAACUUGAGACCGAAAGUAAAGGGCCUGAAUCUCAAAAAGCUGAGGCAUCUGUCGUACCUGAAGCAAAAGCAAAAUCUGUGGCAGAGAGCAGUGAAUCAAAAACGGAGUCUAGGAGCAAAUCUGCAAAGCUGUCGUCAUCUACUGAAAAAGAGCGCAAUGGUGCAGAGUCAGAUGAUAACAAUUUGAGUGUUUACCAGCAAAGUGCUUCUUGCUGCCUCUACGCCACCAGCCUGGACAGUUCAUACGAACUUGCUGACUUGCGCAGACUCUUCAGGGGCUUUGGACAGAUUCUGGGUGGUGACAUUAAGGUUAUAAAAGGUGUCCGUGUUGCAUUUCUUCAGUUCGGUGACAUUCUUGGUGUCUUGAAAGCCAUCAAUAAAAUGAAUGGACGUACCAUUGGUUCUAAGAAGAUUAAGUAUUUUCAUCUUGGUUACUUGUCCAUUUUUGCAUACCUAAGUAGGUGUAACAUGAUUAAUGAUAAAUUUGUAUCACGUAAUUUGUGA
This is a messenger RNA of Protopterus annectens (West African lungfish), 897 nucleotides long. RefSeq names its product msx2-interacting protein-like. Gene Ontology annotation, biological process: regulation of transcription by RNA polymerase II. The transcript has 8 exons. Lineage: Eukaryota; Metazoa; Chordata; Ceratodontiformes; Protopteridae. The record is from RefSeq and is a predicted model, not a curated record. Gene Ontology annotation, molecular function: mRNA binding. Bases 1 to 897 code for a protein of 298 amino acids. Gene Ontology annotation, cellular component: nucleus.